CGUCCUGCAUUGAAACACGUCGAUCCUCAUCAUGAUGAUGGCCAGGACAGCAGGACCACUUCCCGUGGGUAUGUCACUUUAGUGACUCUGGGUACGUUUGGGGAUCGCCCAGUGCAGGUCACCUGUCCGAACUGUGGCCGUACUGGUGUUACUAAAGUGGAGUUUAAAUCCGGACUCCUGACCUACCUGUUCUGUACUGGAAUGUUCUUCUGCGGGUUUGUGUUGGGCUGCUGCCUCAUUCCGUUCUGUAUCAACCGUCUACGAGAUGCCAAACACUCCUGUUCCACCUGCAGAGCUCCACUGGGGGUCUAUAAACGCUUAUAACACUCUUCUGGGGGUCUACAAACACUUAUAAUGCUUUGCUGAGGGUCUAUAAACACAACACUCUAGUGGGGGGUCUAUAAAUGCUUAUAAUACUCUGUUGAGGGUCUAUAAACAUAUAUAACGCUUUGCUGAGGGUCUGGAAAUGCUUAUAACACUCUGUUGGAGGUUUAUAAACACUUAUAACACUCUGCUGGAGGUCUAUAAACACUUAUAACACUCUGCUGGAGGUCUAUAAACAUUUAUAACACUCUGUUAAGGGCUUAUAAACACUUAACAUUCUGUUGGGAGUUUAUAAUUGCUUAUAACACAACACUCCACAGGGGGUCUAUAAACGCAUAUAACGCUCCUAUUCCAACCGCAAAGCUCCGCUGGGGGUCUAUAAACGCUUAUAACACUCUGUUGGGGGUCUAUAAACACUUAAAAUGCUCUGCUGAAGGUUUAUGAACGCUUUUAUGAUCGUUUACACUCAGUUCUGCUAAACAUUUGUAAUAAUCAUGUAACAGUUUCAGUUCUUUCUUUUUUGUUUGUUCUCUUUUAUCUUUAAACAUGAAUAUAUGAAUACAGUAAGUGUUAUUAGCUGUUAUAACGCUGGUGAUUGAUGUGCUCGUUCCUUCUGUA
Molecule: messenger RNA, 942 nt
Organism: Trichomycterus rosablanca
Lineage: Eukaryota; Metazoa; Chordata; Actinopteri; Siluriformes; Trichomycteridae
Product: LITAF domain-containing protein-like
Exons: 4
Cellular component (GO): cytoplasmic side of lysosomal membrane; nucleus; cytoplasmic side of late endosome membrane
Molecular function (GO): zinc ion binding
Source: RefSeq, a predicted model, not a curated record